Molecule: messenger RNA, 602 nt
Organism: Chenopodium quinoa (quinoa)
Lineage: Eukaryota; Viridiplantae; Streptophyta; Magnoliopsida; Caryophyllales; Amaranthaceae
Product: adenylate isopentenyltransferase 5, chloroplastic-like
Exons: 1
Coding region: 138-560 (140 amino acids)
Biological process (GO): tRNA modification; cytokinin biosynthetic process
Cellular component (GO): mitochondrion
Molecular function (GO): tRNA dimethylallyltransferase activity
Source: RefSeq, a predicted model, not a curated record
ACUAGAGUUAUACAAGAGAAAAAAGAGAUCAUAAAAACAAUGGCCUCUUCAAAAGUUGUCCCACUUUUUCUAGUAUUGUCAUCAUUAGUAGUAGGAAUCUCAAAGGGUCAAAGUAGAUGAUUUCAAAGUAGUGAACCAUGAGUCUCUCAUACUCAUUCUGCAAACACGCACAAACCCUCUUUCCUGGAGGGCUUAACUCGAGUUCUAUGAACUUCCACAAUAAUCACAAGGAUGAAGUGGUGGUUGUAAUGGGUGCCACAGGUACAGGGAAGUCGAAACUUUCGAUUGACUUGGCAAUUCAACUUCAGGCUGAGAUUAUAAAUUCCGAUAAGAUUCAAGUGUACAAAGGGCUGGAUAUUGUCACGAACAAAGUGACAGAAGAAGAGUGUAGGGGUGUACCCCAUCAUCUGUUAGGGAUAAUCGAUCCUGAUGUUGAAUAUAAUGCUAAUGAUUUCCGGCAUGAUGCCUUGCUUGCUAUUGAAUCCAUCAUCGAACAAGACAAGCUUCCGAUUAUAGCAGGUGGAUCGAACAAGACAAGCAAGGCAAGCUUCCGAUUAUAGCAGGUGGAUCGAACAAGACAAGCAAGGCAAGCUUCCGAUUAU